GAAAUGCGAAGUCCCCCAAAUAAAUAGGGAAAUCAAAAGGCCAUUACAACGUGCCGAUACAAAUUAGGGUUUUCAGUUUUCACUAGGUUUCGGUUUACUCUCUCUCUAUAUUACUUUCGAUCUAUAUGCGAAUGUAUAUAAAUAUAUAGAAAGAUCUAUUCUUUUGCAUUCGUUUCUGAGAGAGAUCGAUUUUUCGAGAAAUCGAUCGAUGGCGGACGAGGACGCUAAAUCGACAGGUACUGUGCGUUGGUUCGACGACCAGAAGGGCUACGGCUUCAUCAAACCGGACGACGACGGCGAUGAUGUCUUCGUUCAUCAAUCGGCGAUCAAAUCCGGCGGCUUUCGAAGCCUCAAAGAAGGUCAGGAGGUUGAGUUCUUGAUCGUCUUGGAGAAUGAUCGCAGCAAAGCCGUUGACGUGACCGGUCCAAAUGGCACUUCUGUUGAUCAGAUCAGGAAAGAGAGUUAUGGGCGUUAUGGCGGCGGAAGAGGCGGCCGUGGUGGUGGUGGUGGGGGGUUUGGUGGCGGCGGCAGCGGCGAUGGCGAUGGUGAUGGUGGAUAUGGGUUUAACGGCAGAUAUAGAAGCAGUGGAAGGAGUGGUGGGGGAGGUAAUGGGUAUCGCGGUGGAGCCGGUGGCGGUGAGUGUUAUAAUUGUGGCGUGACGGGGCAUUUUUCCAGGGAUUGCCCGCGACAGGGCUAUAGUGGUGGCGGUGGUGGUGGUGGAGGUGGAGGUGGAGGUGAGUGUUAUAAUUGUGGCAUGACGGGGCAUUUUUCCAGGGAUUGCCCCCGACAGGGCUACAAUGGUGGUGGUGGUGGUGGUGGAGGUGGAGGUGGAGGUGGUGGUGCAGGUGGAGGUGGAGGUGGGGCUUGUUAUAACUGCGGCGAGUUCGGACACUUAAGGAGAGAUUGUACUGACGGAAGACGUGGUGAAGAUGCUGGCGCUGGCGCUUGUUAUACUUGUGGGGGUUUUGGGCACUUUUCAAGGGAUUGCCCUGGGGGUGGUGGAGGUACCAGCGGUGGUUUUGGAAGGUUUGGAGGAGGAGGAGGAGGCGGCGGCGGCGGCCGGGGUUCUUGCUUUAACUGUGGGGAGGAGGGUCACUUCGCUAGAGAUUGCCCCAACGAAAAGGAGUAAUCUUAUAUGAUCUCUUUUUCUGAUCUUCUUUUUUAUGCCUUCAUUUACCGUUCAUAUUCAGUUCUGAUUUCUGGUUUUGGUGGAUUAUACCUAGGAUGGUUUUUGCAAUUCUUGUCUUUUAAGAUGACUGUGAUCCAAUUUUUGCGAAGAAUUUUCCUGUAUGGUACAUAUAUAGAUGGUGGAUCGAUAUUCAGUUCUGAUUUCUGGUUUUGGUGGAUUAUAUCUAGGAUGGUUUUUGCAAUGCUCGUCUUUUAAGAUGACUGUGAUCCACUUUUUGCGAAGAAUUUUCCUGUAUGGUACAUAUAUAGAUGGUGGGUCUGUUACUGAACCUGUCAUAGCUUUGUUUUCCUUGUCAGUGAAGUUUGGAUGAUUUUGCUAAA
Cornus florida is the source of this 1509-nucleotide messenger RNA. Its product is annotated as glycine-rich protein 2. The transcript has a single exon. Gene Ontology annotation, molecular function: zinc ion binding; nucleic acid binding. NCBI's taxonomy places the organism in Eukaryota, Viridiplantae, Streptophyta, Magnoliopsida, Cornales, Cornaceae. Bases 209 to 1129 code for a protein of 306 amino acids. The record is from RefSeq and is a predicted model, not a curated record.